Molecule: messenger RNA, 2580 nt
Organism: Zophobas morio
Lineage: Eukaryota; Metazoa; Arthropoda; Insecta; Coleoptera; Tenebrionidae
Product: serine/threonine-protein kinase TBK1-like
Exons: 2
Coding region: 194-2389 (731 amino acids)
Biological process (GO): peptidyl-serine phosphorylation
Cellular component (GO): cytoplasm
Molecular function (GO): ATP binding; protein serine/threonine kinase activity
Source: RefSeq, a predicted model, not a curated record
CUUGACGAGUGACAGUUGACGGCAAGUUGUCAAACCACAAAAUAAGAAACAGUAUUGAAAACAUCAGCGAUAACGAGUCAGAACAAGACAGAAAUACAAACACAAACGGGAAACCCCCAGUAAGAAAACGAUAAAAAUGUAAAGUUUAUAACUUUCAGACACCGUUGUAACCAGUAGAACAAUCUCAAACAAAAUGUCGUUUUUGCGUGGAUCGCAAAACUAUGUCUGGUCGACAACGAGUGUUUUGGGGAAAGGGGCAACAGGAGCCGUGUACCAGGGAGUAAAUAAAAUCAAUGGUGAACCCGUGGCCGUAAAAACAUUCAACCAAAUGAGCCAUCUUCGACCCCACGAUGUUCAGAUGCGUGAAUUUGAGGUGUUGCAGAAAGUCAAACACGAGAACAUUGUCAAGUUGUUGGCUAUUGAAGAAGAACAAGAGAAUCGUGGAAAGGUGAUAGUCAUGGAAUUGUGCACGGGGGGAAGUUUGUUCAAUAUCUUGGAUGAUCCAGAAAAUACCUAUGGACUAUCGGAAAAUGAAUUCCUGAAAGUGCUGCAGGAUUUAUCGGCAGGGAUGAAGCAUCUUCGGGAUAAUAAUUUAGUCCACCGUGAUUUAAAACCAGGUAAUAUAAUGAAAUUCAUCUGUGACGAUGGCAGGACCGUCUACAAAUUAACGGACUUCGGAGCCGCCCGCGAACUACCCGAAGGACAACAUUUCCAAUCUCUCUACGGAACAGAAGAAUACCUCCAUCCUGAUCUCUACGAACGCGCAGUAUUACGAAAACACGUUAACAAAACAUUCGGAGCCACCAUCGAUUUGUGGUCGAUAGGCGUUACGCUUUACCACGUAGCUACCGGAAACCUACCAUUCCGUCCAUAUGGAGGCCGCAAAAACAAAGAAACGAUGCAUUUAAUCACCACAAAGAAAGCAAGUGGUGUAAUAUCAGGCAUUCAAGUGACGGAAGAUGGACAAAUCGAAUGGCGAAAAACUCUGCCAGAAAGUUGCCAGUUGAGUCCGGGACUGAAAAAAAUAAUCACCCCACUUCUAGCGGGGUUGUUAGAAGCAGACACCAAGAAGAUUUGGACAUUCGAGAAAUUUUUUACGGAAGUCACUGACAUGCUGUCGAGAAAAAUCGUGAAUAUUUUCCACGUCAACAAAGCGCAGUUGAUCAAGGUGUAUAUUCAUCCGGAUGAGAGUUAUACUCACCUGCAGAAUUAUAUUAACGAACAAACAGAAGUCAGCACUGAGAAUCAAAUAUUGCUGCUGAAGCCGAAUUUGUUUACAGAUAUCGUUGAAGAAAAUAGUAGAGCGGGAGGCUACCCGGAGACUAAAGAGGAAGAACCUCUGUUUCUUUUCAAUAAAGAAAACAACAACGUGACGGUGGUUCCUGAACAAAGCCUUCCUAAGUUCAAUGAGUUCAGCAAUGUGACUUCAGUUGAAAGUGAUGCCGCACAAGCCAAAAACGCGUGCAGUAUAGGUUAUUUGUGUAAAAGACGAAUCGAAAAAUAUUCACUGGCCUGUCGUCACUUCACUAACUGUGUUGAAAAUUUUGUUAUGUAUAUCAACAAAGAACUGAAGGAGGUCAAUCAAGUUUGCGUUCAUCUAUUAGAAAAGACUACUAUACAUAAGAAGACGGCGCAUUUUUUAGAAUCCUCGCAACGGCUAGCUUCAUUUAAGUUAAAUAACGUUCCGCAGAUUACUUACGUCGAUGAAUUGAAACAACUCAGCGAAAGUUUUGUGUCUGAGACUGCCAAAAAAAUAAUGCAACUCAACCAGAGUCAUGUGAUAGAGAAUUCUUUGCAGUCUGAGUGGGACACGUCUAGCCGCCCUUUGAAGUGUCCUGUGAAAUCCAGAGCUUCUGAGAGGGCAAGGACUGAGGUUGAACGUUUGAGAGAUUCGUGGCAACAUUUGGUACGAGAUAGGGCUACUCGUACUCUCUCUUACAACGACGAACAGUUCCAUAUUCUGGAACGAAUUAAAAUCACACACACGAUAAACGGAAGUAAACUUCUUCUACAGAAAGAAGUGUUCCCGCAAUAUAUGCAAUUAGCUGAGAAUUUGGGUGACUGGUAUAAAAUUGCUCAAACUGUGUACUUACAGUUGAUGAUACUAAAGAGGGAUGUUUUGAACUAUGACAACAACUUGAAGAAGUUUGAGUUGGAGAUGUUUAUUAAAAACGAGGAGUAUUUAGAGCAAGUACGAAAAUUGCUUGAACAGGACGCCACUGAUAACUCAAGCAAAAAAAUGAAGAACUCUAAUAAUCAAAAGCUGAAGAUGUGUUUGACUGAGUACAGGAGAGAAAAUGGUCAGAUCAACGAUCUUAUUUCGGAAAAUGCACAAAUUGUGGAACAAGUUAAUCGUAUUUUGGACGAAUUGACUGUUGAAGAAGACUAGGCUUACAAUUUGUAGGUCAGAAGAUUGGUGCUGUGAGACAUUUGUCCAACGUUUCAUGUUUCAUAAAUUUUGUAUUUUGAAGAAUUUGAUCAAGUUGAUACGGAUUUUUUUAUCAACUGAGAUUUUCUUUAUACACUAAGUAUUAUAUAUAUGUAUCUUUAUUACAGAAUUAAAUAAAUGUAUUUUUGUUU